Molecule: messenger RNA, 978 nt
Organism: Pneumocystis carinii B80
Lineage: Eukaryota; Fungi; Ascomycota; Pneumocystomycetes; Pneumocystales; Pneumocystaceae
Exons: 3
Coding region: 39-950 (303 amino acids)
Molecular function (GO): protein binding; serine-type endopeptidase activity
Source: RefSeq, a predicted model, not a curated record
CUUCUUAUUGUCUAAAUAACAUAUAGUUUUAUAGCUAUAUGAAUAUGUUAAGUUUAACUCCAGCAGGACUUCAAAAUACACCUAUUACUCAAUAUCUUUUAUAUGGAACAGUUUUAAAUGCAACAUUAGCAAGUAUUUUUAAUAUUAAGCAUUAUUUUCCUAUCCAAUUGAUACCACAUUUUAUGAACUAUCAUCAGUAUUGGAGAAUUCUAAGCUGGCAAAUGAUUUAUAUUAAUGCAGGGGAGGUUUUAUUUGGUACACUAACAUUUUAUAAUUUAAGAAUUGUGGAGAGACAUUUUGGUGCAAGAAAAUAUGCAUCAUUUAUUAUUUUAUCAUUUUUAUAUACAUCUAUAUUAACACCACUUAUUUUAUGUUUUAUUGUAAAUCCAUUAAGUCAAGGGCGUUAUCAAUAUCUUCCACCGGGACCAACAGCAUUGAUUUUUUCUAUUUUAGCACAAUAUCAUACUAUUAUUCCUGAAAGUUAUAAGUUUAAAGUAUUAAAUAUGCCGCCAGCUAAAAGAGGAUUUUUUUUAUCUAAUAAAAUAUAUCUUUAUAUUCUUUCAUUUCAAUUACUUUUUGCACAAUCACCAGGAAGCAUUUUAGAAGCAAUUACAGGAUGGAUUAUAGGACGUCUUUAUGUUUUUAAAUAUCUUCCAGGUCUUAAAUGGAGAAUACCUAAACGUAUUUUUGAAAAAAUAAUUAAUAAUGCACCAUCUAUAUUUACUCCAAGACAAACUAAUAAUAAUGAACCAGAACGUGUAAUUCCUACAGGUACAUCUAUUUUAAAUGCAAUUAGUGGUAUUUCAGAAAGACCAGAAUUAAGUGGAGCAAGAGAACAUGAAAUUGAAUCUAUUGUAGCCAUGGGAUUUACAAGACAUCAGGUUGUUAAUGCAUUAAUAAGAGCAAAUAAUGAUAUCGAAAUGGCUAUCCAAAUUUUAUUAGAAGAAUAAUUUUAAUAUUAUUUAUUUCAUCACAAAC